This is a messenger RNA of Eriocheir sinensis (Chinese mitten crab), 3061 nucleotides long. RefSeq lists its product as uncharacterized. NCBI's taxonomy places the organism in Eukaryota, Metazoa, Arthropoda, Malacostraca, Decapoda, Varunidae. Gene Ontology annotation, biological process: neurotrophin TRK receptor signaling pathway; negative regulation of TOR signaling; negative regulation of protein kinase activity. The coding region runs from base 172 to 1479 and encodes 435 amino acids. Gene Ontology annotation, cellular component: cytoplasm. The record is from RefSeq and is a predicted model, not a curated record. The transcript is spliced from 10 exons.
CGGAACGAAGGUAUGGCAGAGCACUAGUCCUUGGUGUGGUACGAUAAUACGUUUUAUAUUACACGAGUUGGUACCUUUCUCAGCAGGUACAAUAAUCUACCUUGGCAACCCCUCGAGUCAGUGUGGCGGCAUCGGCUGCUGGAGGAGGAGGGACCUACACGCCGGACAACGAUGGUGCAGUUGGCCUGCAGUUGCCUAAACAUUCGUCUGCAUGUGCAAGAGUCCCCUGAGUCCCUGGUGGCCGGGAUACCCAAUCUCAGUUCCUCUGAGAGGCAGCACCCCUUCUUCCUAAAGGGAGCUUGUCCUGUCACCCUAGGCCUGGGUGGCAUAACCGAGGGACAGAGGCUGUUGGUGCGCCGCUGUCGUGUGGGCAACUGGACUGUUCUUGAGUGCCUCAAUUGCCACCUGUUGACUCAUGCCACGCGGGGACAUGGAGGCGAUGUAGCGGCCAGCACCUUACUCAUUAGUGAUGUCAGCAAGAUCCAGAUGCUCCAGAAGUGUGAGGGAUACUCGCCUGCUUUCAACCUAGUGCUGCCCACCACCCUCGACAACCAGCCCACCCCUCCCCUCUCCCCCACUGAGUUCCCCGGCGAUAGGUCCCCAGAAACCGAAGCUGCCCUGAGUGAGGUGCAGCAGCAGUUGUCACGGUUCCUGAAGAAGGCACAGUCACAAGUGGAAGCCAACAUCCAGUCCUAUACCAAGCAGCAGCAGGCACUCCUCCAGGCCCUGACCCUCCGUGCCCGCAAGGACCGACAGACUGUUAUGCAGCUCAUCACAAACAUGCAGGCCAACAUGCGCUCGCAGUCUGAUGAUGACAUCCUGGGCUUCGACAUGGAUGGAGCAAGAGGGUCACAGCAACAGCAGUUGAGGUCUGGCGACGGGUUCAGCUCAGUCAUGCAGCCGGGCGACCUGGACGACCGUUACAGUGAUGAUGUGACGGGCCUGCCGGAUGACCCUGACGCAGGGCUGCCACCGCUGGUCAGUCUGCAGGGCCGGGGACCCUCACAGCCCAUGAGCAUGAACCACACCCAGGGAAUCACGGCUGGAAUGCACAACAUGCGGCUGUCAUCGUCAGUGGCAGUGCCACGCGCCAAGAAGCCUCAGGGUGGCAGCCGGGUGGCUCAAUCCCUUGACGUGGAAGGAUUGUUUGACAUGGAGGGUAUGAUGGAGGGCAGUGCCGCACCCAGUCACCCUUCGUACCACUCUGAUGAUGAGGAUGACUCGGAUGACUCCACCUUUGGCGAGGACUCACAGAUCUCUGGUGACCACGACUCCAUGAGGGAUCUGGCCAAGUCUGUACCGGUCAGCGUCCCCAUGUGGCCAGCGGCGCGGCCCAAGCCCAUGCCCGAUGACCAUGUGGUGGAGAGACCCAGUGAUGUCCAGCAGAUGGCAGCCUCCAUUAAAGCACUCGCCCGCAGUGUCCACACCACCUCCGUUGAUCUGUUUGGGGACCUUCCUCGGCCCCGACAGCCUCUGUAGGACGUGGACAGCUAGGGUAGCUCCGUGGAGUAGCGUACAACAGAGGCAGUGUGUGUGUUAUUAGUGUGCCUAUGCACACAUGUCCGUGCACAUGUGUGCAUACAUACAGCAAGAUCUCCCCAAUAGUGAUUUCCAAUUCUUUUCUAUAAUAACAGCAAGUCAAAAUAGAUACCAAGUUUCUACAAUGUUUGGAUUACUUCCUGGAAGGAAGCAUGUGCCAGCAUCUUGGAUGGCAUUUAUUUGCUGCCAUUUUGAUGGCAUAGUCAUCAGACUUGCAUCCUGGUCACAGCCAAGGACACGUGCACAAAGGGAUAUUGGAUGCCUCAACUGGUGGACUGAUACCAUUGUUUUCCCAUAUGAACCCCUCCCUCCUUUAUUUUUUUUUUUUUUUUUUUUUUUUUUUUUCCCUGAAGUAAAAGAAAUUGGUGUCUGAAUGACAUGAGGUUUCAACACACCUUAAAGGUGUUAAUAAGGUGUUUGGUAUGACAAUUGUUCUAAGGCUUGUGCAUGACAACCACUGUGGCAUCAACCGAUGGCUGCAUGCUUCUUGCCACUAUUGCUUCUCGUCCUCACCCAGUUCCAUCAACAUGUCAUCAAAUCCAUCAAAGCCAACCCUUACAAUUACUGGUUAUAGAGGUGAAAAUAUCACACAGCAGCACGCACACCACAACACAGGCUGCGGGUGAGCCGUGUUCUAGCUAUGCAUCAGGUGUCGUCUCUGACUCCUGACCCAAAUCUAAGCACAGCACUGAGUGGUAUCCUGAUUGAUAAAUGCUCUAAUCUGCAUAGUAUGACUGCUCCUACAUUUUAUUCCUUGCAUUCUUUACAUUUUCUAUACCAUUCAAUGGUGUGUUUGCAUGUAGGUCAGAAGUCAGACACUGGUACAUUGUUAAUGUCUCUCAUCCUUGGAUGCACUCAGGUCACCCACUAGCCCAAAGGUUUUGUUCCUUGUGGUUUGAAGUAGAAUGUGUGCUGCUGUGUGAUAGUGUUGAUGGAAGUGGGGCGGGGCCAGCGUGGAAACAGAGUUAAUGGUACAUCACAGUAGCCUCCAUGUGCAAGCUUUGGAACACCCAUCAAGAGGGACACCUCAUCAGCUCCCUUGAGAGGAGUGACUGCUAUUAAGUGCUUGCAAUUGAAAAAAGGUCAAUUAGUACUGGAAUUAGAACCAAUAAUUAGGGUUUAUCCCUAAUGUUAAGCUUUUUAUUUGGAACCCUUCUCCUCCAAGACCAUCAGACCUACAUUAUUGGAUAAGUUCUCUAUGGAAACAAUGUGAAGUGUGUUAUUGGUUGAGUUCUCAUUGGAAACAAUGUGAAACAUAGAUUAAAUAUAUUGAAAAUAUCUUAAAUCUGUUCAGGUCUUGAUGUUAUGGCCUUUUAAAAUGUCAAUGACCCUAACAAGCUUGGUUUAGACCCAUAACUUUCAAACUGAGGCUGGUAGGGAAAUUAUCUUCAAUUAAAAAAGUCAGAAUUUAACACACUUUCAAACAAAACUCAACCAGUGUUUUAGGUCUAAUAGUUUUUGAGUUUUUGAAGCUUGUAAGUUAAACAUGUCACAUUUUGAGAAAUAUACUUUCAAAGUCUUA